Molecule: messenger RNA, 4184 nt
Organism: Diuraphis noxia (Russian wheat aphid)
Lineage: Eukaryota; Metazoa; Arthropoda; Insecta; Hemiptera; Aphididae
Biological process (GO): negative regulation of DNA-templated transcription
Cellular component (GO): nucleus
Molecular function (GO): chromatin binding; histone binding; zinc ion binding
Source: RefSeq, a predicted model, not a curated record
AUACAACUGCUAAGCACACAUGUGCUUGUUUGUGUGAAAAUACUUGGGCUUUGCCUGGAAGUCAUUAAGAUAAAAUGUUUUGAAGUUUCAAUAUUCUUCUAGUUUAGUAGAAAUUGUUUCAGAUUUUAUUAUAAUUUUACUGGAGAAAAUAUGGAUGAAUCUGAUGAAAAUAUAGAAACCGUAAUGGAUGUAGAUUCAUUUGAAGACAGUGAUUCAUUACUGUAUAGUGGUUAUGAUGAUUCAAGUGAAUCUAAUUUUCAGUACAACUUACCACGGUACUCUUUGCAUAAUGAAUCACUUAUGGUGAUUGAAGAUGAUGAUGAUGAUGGUGAUGAUGAUGGUGAUGAUGAUGAUGAUGAUGAUGAUGAUGAUGAUGAUGAUGAUGAUGAUGAUGAUUCGUUGAGUGACAUCAGUAAUAACAAAAUUAUAGAUGUAAAAAAAGAAUUGAAUAAACCUACUUCAAUUAAAAUACCCGAGGAAAAAAUUAUUGUGAGUGAUGAUUCAGAUAAUGAUUCUGAUAUAGAAAUAUAUGAUCAAAUGAUGCAAAUAAAGAAAAAUAUUGUAUCUGGUGCUACUAAAAAUACAAACAUAUUUACAAGACAAAAGGAAAAUAAUUCUUUAAAUGUAAAGAAAGUUUUUACUCCAAAACAUAAUACCUCUUUGGUCAAAUUCAAUCCUACAGUAAAAUCUAACCAACUUAAAAUGGCAUCCACAGCUGCAGUUAACAGGCCAAAAACUACAACUUCACAUUUAAAGUCAUCGAGUAAUACUGACAUUAGUCAUAAUAAAAGUUUUUUUAAACCAAAGCAACAAUUGAAGAUAGCAUCUUCAAAAGAAUCAAAAUCAGAAGUUUAUUUAGUACCACACAAUGGUAUGAAUUUUAUGAUCAGCAAAGGAAUACCUAAAAGUCCACUGUUGAAGUCUAAUUCUUCUUUAUCUCCUACAUUAAAAGAAUCCAGUACUGUAAUUAGACCUAAUGAACAAAAAAAACAAUUUAUGGUUACGUCAUCAAAAGAUGCAUUAAGGAGUGAAAAUAAAGAAGAGUCUAAAUUCUUAACUCGAAUGCAACCACUCCCUGGGAGGAAAUAUAAAAUGGUACCAGAUCAYGGACAAGUUUCUAAUAGUUCAGAAAAUGUAUUCAAAAGAAACCCUAAUUUAAGUAAACAAAAAUUGGCUACAGAUCCUUCUCCAAAUGGACAUAAAAUUGGCGAUUUUUUUCAUAUAGAAAAAUCCUAUAAAUUAGCAAAUAUAAAGGAAACUAGAAAUUUUCAACAUAAAAAAUUAGAUGUGCCAUCUGGAAAAUUUUCUUGKUGUAAAAUGUCUAGAACAGUUGAACUUAAUAAUGUGAGUAGAAAUAAAAAGUUUAUUCCUCAUACUGUUACUAGUAAAGAUCCAAUAGUAAAGAUUCAAAAUACCAAUUUUCCUCAAAAAAUGAGUUCUUCGUCUAGGUUUGUUCAGCUAUCAUCAAACUCCGAAUCUUUAAAGCAAUCAGAUGGUCAACCGUUAAAUCAUACUAGAUACGGUAAAAUAACUGAAAGUGAUCAAAAAACAAUCCAGUUAUCUUCAAAUUCUCCUACACAAUCUAAAACAAAAUUACAUUCUUAUCAAAUUCUAAAAAAUGGUGGUGAUGAUUCAAAUGGCUCUGAUGAUAAAAUAAUAAAUGUAAAUAAUAGUAAAACUCGUACAUCACAGAAUUUAAAUACUAAAAGAGCAGUUGAAGAACAUUCAAAUCAGUGUAAAGUAUUACUGUCUGACGAAAUUAUUGAUUUAGAUACUCAUAGUGAUUCUUCCGAAGACGAUGAUUCAUCUAAUCAGUUUAUUUCUUGCAAAUAUGAAUAUUGUGAUACAUUGGUGUAUGAACCUGAAUUGAUUGAUGAUUUAUAUUGUAGUUUGGCAUGUAAAAAUUUAGAUAUAAAACAAACAGUAACUGAAGAAGAACAUUGUAUCGAUGAAACUUCCAAUCCAUCCAAAAAAACUGCAGUUGACCGAAAACACAUUUUAACUAAAUUGGAAAAUAGAAUAAAUAAGAGAAAACAAUUGUUAUCAACUUCUUGUUCAGCGGACAUGGUUAAAGAAAAUGAAGAUUUGAAUAAUCAGAUUAUAAAUUUUUUUAAUAAACCAUCAAAAGAAGAAAAUCAUCCUCCUAUAAAAUCAUUGCUGCCUAUUAGUUCUCCAGAAACAAUAGAUGAUGAUGAUGAUGAUGAUGAUGCUGAUGAUGAUGAUGAUGAUGAUGAUGAUGAUGAAGAUGAUGAUAAUAAUUAUUUUGAUCUUAAAACGCUCAUAGAAGAUAAAGAUGUUUUGAAAUAUAUGACAGAGAUGCAAUUUAAAUCUGCCCCUAAAAAGUUGUUUGAUAACCCCUAUCCGACUGAAAAGAACUUAUUUGUAGUAGGACAAAAAYUAGAAGGCAUUGAUCCCAAACAUGAAGCACUAUUCUGUGUUAUGACUGUAUCAGAAGUUUGUGGAUACCGCAUCAAAUUACAUUUUGAUGGUUAUGAAGAUGUUUAUGAUUUUUGGGUAAAUGCAGAUUGUCCAGAUUUGUUUUAUCCAGGAUGGUGUGAAAUGAAUUCACGCAUUUUACAACCACCAAAAAACUAUAAAAAUGCAUUUAAUUGGAUUAGUUAUCUUAGGGAGUGUCAAGCUUUACCUGCUCCUAAACGCAAUUUUGUUUCUAAUAAAACCCUCAAUAGUUGUAAAAAUCGACAUAAAUUUCAUAUCGGAAGUAAAUUAGAAGCAUUAGAUAAAUUAACCCGUACACUUCCAAAACAGUUAAUAUGUGUGGCCACUGUUGCGGAUAUCUUGGGUAAUCGUGUUCGUAUUCAUUUUGAUGGGUGGACAGAUGAUUUUGAUUAUUGGGUAGAUAUUACAUCAACUAAUAUACACCCAGUAGGGUGGUGUGACUACAAUGGUCGAACUUUGUCUCCACCUAGUGGUUAUAAUGAUAUGAAAGGAAAAAAACCUUUUAAUUGGACUGAGUACUUAAGAGAAACAAAUAGUCAACCUGUGCCCGAAGAUGCAUUUGUUCGUAGACCUUUACGAGAUUUUUCUAAUAAUAUGAUGAUUGAGGUUGUUGAUCUUGUUGUUCCGAGACUAUUAAGAAUCGCUAAGAUAGUAGAUGUUAGAGGCGAUGAACUAAAAAUUGUUUAUGAUGGUUUUGAUAAUGAUUAUGCAUACUGGGUUGAAGACGAUAGUCCAGAUAUUCAUCCUAUUGGAUGGUCAUCAAAAACUAAUCAUCCAAUUGAAUUGCCUCCAGCAUCUAAUAUGCUUCGGAAUUGCAAUAUUCUUGGUUGUAAAGGUUAUGGAAAUUCAUCAAAUAGUUUAAAACUGGAUCAUGACGAAAUAGUAGACUGUCCAUAUGAAAUGGAUUCAUGGAAAACUGCUGUUGCUGGGUUAGCAAAGAUGCCUGAUCGAUUGAAAACUCAUAAUGUUAUAAUUACCACUACAUUGACAAGUUCAAAAAUGAAAAGUAAUGUACAUCAGAAUGAUGAAAAUAAAAAAGAAAACAAAUUAAAUAAAGAACAAAUUAAUUUGGCUAAUAUCAAAGAAAAAAUAAAUGAAAAAAGAUUAAAUUUUCUGUUGGAUGCAAACGAUAUUGAACCAGAAUGCGAUACUGUUAUUAAAAACACACUUAUUAAUGACAUCAUUCCAAGAAACAAUAACAACAAAUUACGCAAAACUAUUGGUUUGGGUCUUGUGGGAUAUAAUUUGGGCUCAGUAUCAAUGGAAACACAAUCCAGUUUUUGGACAACAUAUAAUGCUCAACUAGGUAUACCAUUAUUCAAUACUACUGACGCAAGAAAAUGGUCCAUUCAAGAAGUGGCCUCAUUUGUUCAAAAAGUGGUGGAAUGUUAUAACUCAAAUGUAACUACCAAUGAAGAAAUCAGUAUAGCUGAUCGUUUCAUUGAUCAAGAAAUUGAUGGUGAGACAUUUUUAAUGUUAACUCAAGAUGAUAUCCUUAAAGUAUUAAAAGUUCCACUAGGUCAAUCAUUAAAAAUAAUCAAUGCUAUUAUAAUGUUAAGACAACAAAUAUCUGGAUAUGAAUAUAUGUAGUUGAAACCUACAUUCCUCAACAUUAAAAUAUUAUCUUUUACUUAUAAUAUGAAAWUUUAUUUCAUAUAUCUCAAUUGACUCAUAUAAUAAUAUUAUUUUUUAAAACUUAAUUCUAAGUAUUUUUGUAAGUAUUUUUG